UAAAGACUGCACUUGUCAGUGAUGUGUGCCACUGUUCUUCAGUAGCUCAGCCGGACUGACUGUGAUCUCAUCAUGUUUAUCCACUGUGAACUGCUCAUACUCAUACUUGCGAUGACUCUUGAUGGUCAAGUUCAUUCAGGAGAAAUCUAUGGAGGCCAUGAGGCUGUACCACAUAGCAGACCAUACAUGGUGCUGUUGGAGCUGCACAUGGAGGAUAGAAGUAAAGGAUACUGUGGUGGCUUCCUUCUGAAUGAAGAUUUUGUGAUGACCGCAGCCCACUGCCAAGCCAAGUCCUACACAGCCUUACUGGGAGCUCAUGAUAUUUCCAACAGCAAUGAAAUACAGCGUAUACAUGUGGAAAAAACAUUUCCAAAUAAACACUAUAAUGGAACUGAUUACGAAAAUGACAUAAUGCUUCUUAAGUUGAGCUCCAAGGCACAUCUCAAAGAACAUGUGAGACCCAUUCCUCUCGCAGCCCAAGACAAUGGCACACUGCCAAAAUCAUGUACAGUCUCCGGCUGGGGAACAAGCGACAGAAACAAACGUAACAUGACUCCUGUGCUCAUGGAAGUCAAUGUAACACUCAUUUUGGGUGAGAAUUGUGACAAGAAAAACUUUUACUGCUCUGAGGGAAAGACUGGACCAGGUCAGGGAGACUCUGGUGGUCCACUGGUCUGCGAAGAUGGAGAGGCGUACGGGGUGGUGUCCACCUCAAACACACCAAACUCAAAUGGGUGGCAAAUGUAUCGUUAUACUAAGAUACCUGAGCACAGAAACUGGAUCAGUUGGAUUAUGGAACACAAUGGAAAGUGCUAACACAUCAAAUCAUAAAAUUUGAAUUUACAUUAGUUCACUUUCUUUGUUAUUUUAGAGCUGAUGAUUGAGGUGAUCAUAUCACACCUGAUUUCACAUCAGAGAGACUGCCAGACCAACAAGUCUGGACUCACUUGCUUUGCUUUGAUCAAAACGUGCUUUAUGCUUGAUGAUAUCAGAUGAUGCAAUUUUUUGCUUGGAAAGUUGAGUCAGAAGACUGAAAAUAGUGUACGCUGCUGAAGUGGGUGCUCUACAUUUUCUGUCAGUUAACUCCAGGUAAUUCAAAGCAAAUUAGAAAUUACUGCUUUGCGAAUCUUCAUUUUGACCAUAUCAAAUGAGAACACAGACUCAUGUAAAUUUGUCUAUCUACUUCUAUAUCUACUGAAACAAUAAACUGUUGCUCUCUUACCA
This is a messenger RNA of Toxotes jaculatrix (banded archerfish), 1224 nucleotides long. Its product is annotated as granzyme B-like. Gene Ontology annotation, biological process: proteolysis. Bases 73 to 816 code for a protein of 247 amino acids. The transcript is spliced from 5 exons. The record is from RefSeq and is a predicted model, not a curated record. NCBI's taxonomy places the organism in Eukaryota, Metazoa, Chordata, Actinopteri, Toxotidae. Gene Ontology annotation, molecular function: serine-type endopeptidase activity.